GCGGCGCAUGCGCCGGGUGGGCAGCGGGCCGAAGUGGAAGGGGGGACGCGGGGCAGCGCAGGUUCCUGUCUGCGCUGGCUGCGGCCUGCCGCUGAGAGAAGGGGCGGCCCGGGCGUAGGACUAUGGACCCGGCCGAGGCCGUGCUGCAGGAGAAAGCCCUCAAGUUCAUGCCCCGAAUACACAUGCCAAAAGAUGGAUUCCAACUUAUAUCUUCUGGAUACCAAGCAUGGCUAAAGCAGUGCUCUAUGCCCAGAUCUCUGUGGCUGGGCUGCUCCAGCCUGGCGGACAGCAUGCCCUCGCUGCGAUGCCUGUAUAACCCAGGGACUGGCGCACUCCCAGCUUUCCAGAAUUCCUCUGAGAGAGAAGACUGUAAUAAUGAUGAGCCCCCUAGGAAGAUCAUUCCCGAGAAGAAUUCACUUAGACAGACCUACAACAGCUGUGCCAGACUGUGCUUAAACCAGGAAACUGUAUGUCUAGGAAGCACUGCUAUGAAGACUGAAAAUUGUGUGGCCAAAACAAAACUUGCCAAUGGCACUUCCAGUAUGAUCGUGCCCAAGCAAAGAAAACUGUCUGCAAGCUAUGAGAAGGAGAAGGAACUCUGUGUCAAGUAUUUUGAACAGUGGUCUGAGUCUGACCAAGUGGAGUUUGUGGAGCACCUCAUCUCCCAGAUGUGUCACUACCAGCAUGGACAUAUAAACUCAUACCUCAAACCCAUGCUACAGCGGGACUUCAUCACUGCACUGCCAGCUCGGGGAUUGGAUCACAUUGCUGAAAACAUUCUGUCAUACCUGGAUGCCAAAUCGUUGUGUGCUGCUGAGCUGGUGUGCAAAGAGUGGUACCGGGUGACGUCGGAUGGGAUGCUGUGGAAGAAGCUCAUUGAGAGAAUGGUCCGGACAGACUCCCUAUGGAGGGGCUUGUCAGAGAGGAGAGGAUGGGGACAAUAUCUAUUUAAAAAUAAACCUCCUGAUGGGACUGCACCACCCAACUCAUUCUACAGAGCACUUUACCCCAAAAUUAUACAGGACAUAGAGACAAUAGAGUCAAACUGGCGUUGUGGAAGGCACAGUUUACAGAGGAUCCACUGCCGAAGCGAGACAAGCAAAGGGGUUUAUUGUUUACAGUAUGAUGAUCAGAAGAUAGUAAGUGGCCUACGAGACAAUACUAUCAAGAUCUGGGAUAAGAAUACAUUGGAAUGCAAGCGAAUUCUCACUGGACAUACGGGUUCUGUCCUGUGUCUCCAGUACGAUGAACGGGUGAUCAUUACUGGAUCUUCAGACUCAACAGUCAGGGUGUGGGAUGUGAAUGCAGGUGAGAUGCUGAACACACUGAUUCACCACUGCGAAGCAGUACUGCACCUCCGCUUCAAUAACGGCAUGAUGGUGACAUGUUCCAAAGACCGUUCCAUUGCUGUGUGGGACAUGGCUUCACCAACAGACAUCACCCUAAGGAGGGUGCUAGUAGGGCACCGAGCAGCUGUCAACGUGGUGGACUUUGAUGACAAGUACAUUGUAUCAGCAUCAGGUGACAGAACUAUAAAGGUAUGGAACACUAGUACCUGCGAAUUUGUGCGCACCUUAAAUGGCCACAAACGAGGCAUUGCAUGUCUGCAGUACAGAGACAGGCUAGUAGUGAGCGGCUCUUCAGAUAAUACUAUCAGGCUGUGGGACAUCGAGUGUGGGGCAUGUUUACGAGUAUUGGAAGGCCAUGAAGAGUUGGUGAGAUGCAUACGCUUUGACAAGAAGAGGAUAGUCAGUGGGGCGUAUGAUGGGAAAAUUAAAGUAUGGGAUCUUGUGGCUGCUUUGGACCCCCGUGCUCCAGCAGGGACCCUCUGCUUGCGAACCCUUGUGGAGCAUUCUGGAAGAGUCUUUCGGCUUCAAUUUGAUGAGUUCCAGAUCGUCAGCAGCUCACACGAUGACACCAUCCUCAUCUGGGAUUUUCUGAAUGACCCAGCUGCCCAAGCAGAAUCCACUCGUUCCCCGUCCAGAACAUACACCUACAUCUCAAGAUAAAUAACACUACACAGUACCUCACACUCGCACAGGACUCAUUUAAGCUGCAGUAUUUAAAUGCCAGGACAAAAGAACUAUCCACGUAACCAAUACUUGCUGAAGAGAGAGGCUCUCAGACUUGUUUCUGGAACAAAGUUGGCGUGCAGUUGAUCUCAGACAGGGUCUACUCAGCGUGGCUGACUGCUAAAGUGCUGCUAUAUCAGAAGAUGUCUUUUAUCUUUCAUGAACACUUAACAUUUUUAAACCUUCCCAUCCCUUUCUUCCCCCGUCCUGCGCUUCCUAUUCACUUCUCUUCCCUUUACCCUGUUUGGUUCCCCUCCAAAUCCAGUCACAGAUGUCCUAUGAAUAUAUUUAAGAUGUUGCCAGAA
Pezoporus flaviventris is the source of this 2377-nucleotide messenger RNA. It is a transcript of the gene BTRC, whose product is annotated as beta-transducin repeat containing E3 ubiquitin protein ligase. The coding region runs from base 123 to 2009 and encodes 628 amino acids. NCBI's taxonomy places the organism in Eukaryota, Metazoa, Chordata, Aves, Psittaciformes, Psittacidae. Gene Ontology annotation, molecular function: protein dimerization activity. The transcript has 16 exons. The record is from RefSeq and is a predicted model, not a curated record.